Messenger RNA from Coprinopsis cinerea okayama7#130, 1686 nucleotides. Its product is annotated as tRNA-dihydrouridine synthase 1. Bases 1 to 1686 code for a protein of 561 amino acids. NCBI's taxonomy places the organism in Eukaryota, Fungi, Basidiomycota, Agaricomycetes, Agaricales, Psathyrellaceae. The transcript has 7 exons. Gene Ontology annotation, molecular function: tRNA dihydrouridine synthase activity; flavin adenine dinucleotide binding. The record is from RefSeq and is a predicted model, not a curated record. Gene Ontology annotation, biological process: tRNA processing.
AUGGCUCAAGGGCAACCUGAAGCAUCGACGUCGGCAUGCACGUCGACACCCAAAAUCGAAAAGCUGGGAGGGUACGACUUUUAUCGCAAACUGGGGAGCCCGAAGUAUAUCGUAGCGCCUAUGGUGGACCAGAGCGAGCUGGCUUUCAGAAGGCUAUGUCGACAAUAUGGUGCUCAACUUAUCUAUACACCCAUGAUCAACGCCAAAAUGUUCACGGACCCCGUUAACAAGAGCUAUCGAGCUUCAGCAUUCGAUAUUGCCUCUGGCGAAGAAGGCGAUAUGGCGUCUGACCGACCUUUGAUCGUCCAGUUCUGCGCCAACGAUCCUGACCAGCUCCUCCAGAGCGCCAAAGUGGUAGAAAAGUACUGUGAUGCGGUGGAUAUCAACCUAGGGUGCCCGCAGGAUAUCGCAAAACGGGGGAGAUAUGGAUCGUUUUUGCAGGACGACUGGCCUCUGAUUUACAGCAUGAUCAAUACCCUCCACGUCAACCUCUCUAUACCCGUCACGGCCAAAUUCCGUGUAUUCCCCGACGUCGAAAAGACGGUUGAAUACGCAAAAAUGCUCGAACGAGCUGGAGCUCAGAUCCUCACAUGCCACGGACGGAUACGAGAACAGCGGGGUCAAAAUACCGGUCUAGCAGAUUGGUCGAAAAUCCGCGCCGUGAAGGAAGCAGUCAAAGUACCCGUUUUCGCGAAUGGGAACAUUCUCUUCCAAGACGACAUCGCGCGGUGUUUGGAGGAGACAGGGUGUGACGGCGUGAUGAGCGCCGAAGGCAUCCUCUACAACCCCGCACUAUUCUACGGACUCGACGCCCCUUCCUCCUCCCCAAAACCCCCGACCACCGACCUCUACCCAAUGCACACCACCCUCGCCUCCCAAUACCUCUCCAUCGUCCUCUCGCUCAAAACCAAAACGCCCGUCAGCGCCGUCAAAGGGCACCUCUUCAAACUCAUGCGGCCCGCCCUAACCAGGGAAUUGGAUCUUAGAGAACGGUUGGGACGGACGGGGUUGAAACCGGGUAAAGGCGGUGAUGCGGAUAGUGAAGGGAAGAAGGGGGAUAAGUGGUUGAGGGAGUGUGUGGCUAUUGUGGAGGAGAUGAGGGUUAGGAUGGAGCGCGAUGCGAAAGAAGCGACGAAGGAUGGUACUAUACCCCUCGAAGACCUCGUGACGACGUGUCCGAAGACGGGGUUGAGGCUUAUGCCGCAUUGGGUUGCGCAGCCCUACUUCCGACCACUGCCCGUGCCGCAGCCGCCCCAGGAGAAGGCGAAAAGGAAGAAGAAGAGGGGUGGGGCGGCAAAGGAGAAGGUGGAGGUAGAGGAGGUGACAGUAGUGGAGAAGGUGGGGGAGAUGGAGCAGGAGACUGGGAAGGUGGUCGUUGUAGCUGAGGAACAGACGUUGCAAGAGGACAAGGUGGUACCGAUGGAGGUGGAGAAGACCACAGCCACCGUGGUCGAAGAGCAGAACGUGGAACCUCCUCCCGCACUCGAAUCACCCCGACCUCUCCCUACUACAGCGCCCGCGAUGCCUACUAUGACACCAGCAAAACGCACGAUCGCCGAAACUUCUCCAUCGCCCUCGCCGCCUCCUCACGUACAGACGGAAGGCGCGGCACCCGUCAAGAGAAGGAGGGCGUUGUCGGAUGGGGAGGUUGUGAAGGUUAUUGAGGUUGUGAAGGCGCCUGCGUGA